Molecule: messenger RNA, 1067 nt
Organism: Magnolia sinica
Lineage: Eukaryota; Viridiplantae; Streptophyta; Magnoliopsida; Magnoliales; Magnoliaceae
Product: E3 ubiquitin-protein ligase RHA2A-like
Exons: 1
Coding region: 329-823 (164 amino acids)
Biological process (GO): protein ubiquitination
Molecular function (GO): zinc ion binding; ubiquitin protein ligase activity
Source: RefSeq, a predicted model, not a curated record
UGAUGAGCCGCUCUCGAAGCAUCCAUCCAAGAGCAGAUUUCACAAGUGGGCCCCACCAAUUCCCUGCUUACGUUAGACCCAACUAAUAAAUUCAGUUUCGGAAUCACAAAAAAGUGGGCCCCACACGCUCCAAUCUCACCUCCAAAUACCCCCUUUUUCUCUCCCCACGCAACUUCCGAUUCCAACCUCCUCUCAAAGAAGGAAACCCUAGAAAUCCUUCUCUCUCUCUCUCUCUCUCUCUCUCUCUCUCUCUAACCGAUGUCCGCUUUCUCUCUUUAAAAUCCGCACCGUCCGAUUUUUUCAUCUUCCAUCUAAGAAAAUUACCAAAAUGGGUCUAUCCAGCGAUCUCAAUAACGUAUCUUCCGACUCAAUCCCUCUACUCGUAGUGGCGUUGGUCGCACACGGCGUAUGUUAUCUCCGCUCCAUGCUCUUUUGUUUCCUCCAGUUCAUGGGCGUGUCCAGCGUCGCCGGUGGGGAAGUUGGUUUUGCGCCGGAGGGUCUAUUCGGCGCCGUGGGCUCAGGAUUAGCAAGCGUGGUCUUAUUGGCGGAGCAGCUUAACGUGCACCGGGUGUUCACGUUCAGGGGGGAAGCAGGCGUGGAGAGGGAUUGCAUCGUGUGCCUGAACGGGCUGAGUGACGGAGACCAGGUGCGCAGGUUAGUUUGCGGCCACGUGUUCCACAAGGAGUGCUUAGAUGGGUGGCUGGAACACCGGAACAUGAGCUGCCCGCUCUGCCGUGCGCCGUUGGUGAAGGAAGAGCGGUUGGUGGAGUUGGAGAGGCGCGUGGGGGAGGAGCUUGUCACGUGGUUCUCACCGACACAUUGAUGGUCAUGAUGUGAUGGUACCAUGACAUGAUAAUGAUGGAUUUUUAUUUUUAUUUUUUUCAUAUAUGGAAAUGACUAUGUUGGAUUUUUAGCUGUUUUUGGAGGGCUGGUAAUGCUACUAAGCUCUUUUGGGUGUUUUUUGAAGGGCUUUUUUUGGGUUCUUUUCUACUUUUUGUAAUUUUUUUUUUUUGUUGUAAUUUACUGAAAUAAUGAGAGAGGCUUUCGAAUGUAAUUAUAUUUUCUUA